AUGUUGACCACGGGCUGCAAUUUAGCAGGAUGCGGCACCGUAAGUUUAAAUCAGUUGUUCGUUUGUUCCCGGGUCAUACACCCCACCCACACCCCAUGGGCUCGAAUUCUUGGCUACUUCUACGACGCUGGCUCCGACACUGAGUUCCAUAAUCAACUGCCUCUGCAUGUUAUCGCCGCCAUUCUCGCCCAACUGGACACAAUCCGACAGCGUUACCUCACCAUCCUAAGCCACCGCAUCUUUCUCCAAGCUUUUAACGACAGCCACGGCUCGAUCGCCCGCAGCGUCGUCGCCAAUCAGAUACCCGAAAGUAAUCUCGCCUUCGACGUCGCUCUCUUGCAGUCGACAAAGAUCAACCCCGAGGAUGGUGAUGCAGUCCACAAGGUUCUCAAGUCUCUUAUGGCGGCAUCCUCCAACACGAAAGGCCCAACUCUCACUUCUCUCGCUAGUCUCUCUUUGUUUGACUACGCCUUUCUCAGCCAAAACCAUGCGGCCGCCGAGUCACUCGCCCAAAAUCUCGCCGAAGAAGUAAUUCCAGUUUUCACUGCAAGGAUGGGACUGGAGCCACCAUCGUCGGGCCUUACAACGCAUGAGACCCGCCGUCUAGUUAGGAUAUUCCUUCGGUACAGGGUUAUGUGUAUUUUGUUCUGCCUCGACGAUGGUGAGAACGCAUCGCAAAGUGCGCGUUCACGAUUUUUCUCAGCCUUCGCACUAUGGGAAAACGAGCAGUUAUUCUGCGUGCACUCCUAUUUGGAACGGAAGGUGACCGAGGCAUAUGAAGAUCUGGUCACUCAUGUCGUGGACUGGGGCGAGUUACCAGUCAACUGGUAUGAAGACCAAGGAGAAACCGACCGCAUUCAGUGGAUGAGGGUCCGCCUCAUCCGGCUAAGUGAACUCGGAAUCAAGUGGUUCGAAAAAGACCCGUUUCAGCAAUUGGCUUCUAUGGUGCCCGACGAGAGUCUUCUUGGACCUCUAGGCCUCGUCGAUGUAGAAGCACCUCUCCGCUCAUACACUGACACCCAACUCAAGCAGUUGGCGCAACCCUCGGCCGGCAUACAUGAUUCGACAGCUUCGAAUGCCUUUAAUCUCUGGUUCGACGCUCACGCGAAUGAUUCCAUAUUCUCUAGCGUGUUCAACCCGCAAGACGAGCAUCUAUGGGAGUGUGGUUACACUUUGUGGGACCAUCUCCAAGUCCCCGCCGCGCAGAUAGAAGAGAGAUUUGCGAUGAUUGGGUGA
Molecule: messenger RNA, 1236 nt
Organism: Scedosporium apiospermum
Lineage: Eukaryota; Fungi; Ascomycota; Sordariomycetes; Microascales; Microascaceae
Exons: 5
Coding region: 1-1236 (411 amino acids)
Source: RefSeq, a predicted model, not a curated record